Messenger RNA from Scleropages formosus (Asian bonytongue), 1443 nucleotides. Its product is annotated as 5-hydroxytryptamine receptor 1F-like. Gene Ontology annotation, molecular function: G protein-coupled serotonin receptor activity. The transcript has a single exon. Gene Ontology annotation, cellular component: plasma membrane. NCBI's taxonomy places the organism in Eukaryota, Metazoa, Chordata, Actinopteri, Osteoglossiformes, Osteoglossidae. Gene Ontology annotation, biological process: positive regulation of MAPK cascade; adenylate cyclase-activating adrenergic receptor signaling pathway. Bases 69 to 1199 code for a protein of 376 amino acids. The record is from RefSeq and is a predicted model, not a curated record.
ACAGAGCUUGUUGCUUGCUAAUUUAACGUAGCUACAUGGCUAGCUGUUUCAGUAGCUACCGCUACUGAAUGUGUCGUGUUCCUGCCUCCAGCAUGGAUGCGUUUAACAAAAGCGCGUUGGAUUUCUCUCUGGAUGACGAUAGCAAAAGCACCGCCAGCAAGAUUCUCCUGUCCCUGACACUGUCCCUGUUGGCGGUGAUCACCACUACCAUGAACUCCAUGGUCAUCACGGCUAUCAUCGUCACACGCAAACUGCACCAUCCUGCUAAUUACCUCAUCUGCUCGCUGGCCUUCACCGACCUGCUGGUGGCCAUCCUGGUGAUGCCUUUCAGCAUCGUCUACAUCAUCAAGGAGGCCUGGGUUAUGGGCCAGGUGGUGUGCAACAUGUGGCUGAGCGUAGACAUCACCUGUUGCACUUGCUCUAUCCUCCACCUGGCCGCCAUCGCCCUGGACCGUUACCGGGCCAUCACCGACGCGGUGGAGUACGCCCGCAAGCGGACGUCCCGUCGCGCAGCCAUCAUGAUCGUAGCCGUUUGGGUCAUCUCAAUCUUCAUCUCCCUUCCCCCGCUGCUGUGGAGGCACCACCAAGCAAGUGAUGACGAGGGGUGUCUCAUCAAGCACGACCACAUUGCCUUCACCAUAUACUCCACCUUUGGGGCCUUCUACAUUCCCCUUGCACUCAUCCUCAUCCUCUACUACAAGAUCUACCGGGCUGCCAAGAGUCUCUAUGUCAAGCGAGGUGCCAGCCAGCUCAGCAAGCAAACUAUGAAUGGCACCAUGCUGCCCCUGUGCUCCGACAGGGACCCCCAGAGCCCAGAUACUCUCAGCCCGCCGGAGAAAUCAUUUUCUGACCUUUCCACGGAAGGGGAUCGCGUGCGCAUUACAAAUAAGAGCCCUCAGGAGGGGUCUCGCCGAGAGCGGUCCAGCAGGAAGCAACGCAUCUCCGGCAACAGGGAGAAGAAAGCAGCCACCACGCUGGGCCUCAUCCUGGGGGCUUUCGUCAUCUGCUGGCUGCCCUUCUUUCUGAAGGAGGUGAUCGUCAACACCUGCGCCACCUGCGGGACAUCUGCGGCUGUGGCGGACUUCCUCACCUGGUUGGGGUAUCUCAACUCCCUCAUCAACCCGCUCAUAUACACCAUCUUCAACGAGGACUUCAAGAAGGCCUUCAAAAAACUGAUCAAAUGUGGACAUUAUAUGUGAUGGAAUGUGAGAACUGAAGAGAGACAAUAAUGUUUUUGAUCCCACAAGGAACUGCCCUAAUGAACCAGCAACUGAAUCAAAAUUCAUAUUAUAUUUGACACAGUUAAAAAGUUCAUGUGCUCAACAUGCACUUUGAACCAAGGCUGGAAUAUCAACUUAUCAAAAUGUGUUGUCAUGUCCUCUGCACUGAUGCGGAAACACAACUUAUUUAAUAAAAAAAUUAAAAUAAAAAAUAAUAAUAGUA